This is a messenger RNA of Harmonia axyridis, 1208 nucleotides long. RefSeq names its product putative neuropeptide precursor protein. The transcript has 4 exons. The coding region runs from base 16 to 1008 and encodes 330 amino acids. Lineage: Eukaryota; Metazoa; Arthropoda; Insecta; Coleoptera; Coccinellidae. The record is from RefSeq and is a predicted model, not a curated record.
AGGGAGUCUGCGUCAAUGCGUCAUUCGCACGUUCCACGAAGGCCGCGGCCGGGGGCAUCCUGCACCUCAGUCAGCCUGUCCGCAGUUCUAGUUGGGGCUGCAACGACGAUGGGGCUUCAAUCAAGACUGCUCAUCCUGAUCUUCUGUUUGUAUGACGCCUCGGCGAUACCCUCGUCGAUGAUUGAGGAGAUCAAGGCGAGGGAGCUGCGACCGACUAAAGUGAAAAGAGUCUCGAUGAUAGCUGAAGGUCCCGAAGAGAGCAUGAAGAUCGGUAACCAUUACUAUGGAGACCCUACUGCGAUCAAGAGAGGUACUGAGAUGAAAAACGAGGUGCCCGAAGAUGAAUCUUCCAGCGACACUGAUUGGGUUCAGAGCCAACAGGGCAUUUAUCAGGACGUCGAUAACGAUUUUCAAUCAACGUCCUAUAACGACGAAUCCUCGCAAUCUGCUAAGAGCGUGGACGAUUAUGACAAAGGAUUUCAAUAUGGCGGAAAUAGGGAAAAGUUCGACGAGGCGAUUGAGAAUGCUGUGUUGAAAUCUGAAUUCUAUGGAAAUUUGGAUAACGACAAGAAGAAAAGGAAGAAACGUAGUUCCAGGCUAAAUGGUUAUGGAAACAGCAUAGCAUCAGACGAUUUGUCCCCUGAAGAAGUACUAGAACUCCUCAAUUUAUACGAGGGCGAACGUCAGAAACCCGAAAUGGACAUUGGAAAUUUCGACCAAGACCAUGCAGUUUGGUUAGACGUCCCAGUAAGACCCGGCCCUGUUGUCCCAAAUACAUCAAACCUCGGCCCAUCCUACUCUUUAGACCGUACCCCAAUGGACUACGAAAGAUCAAAAUGGCUCGAAAACAAAAAUAAACGGUUCAUGGUAGCAAAGAAGAAGAAUGACCCUACCAGAGAAAUACGUUACCUUACAGGUCCCGCCAAGCAUGACUACUACUUCCUCUCCCAACUGUUGAAUAACAGGAGAGAGGCUAAUGUACCAGUAUUCCACAGAUAUGUGCUAUAAGCUUAUUAUUCAAUGUGAAAACUAUACUAUCUGUGUUAUUAGAUAAUUGAUGUAUAUUUUCUGAUAAUUGUUUAUUCUAAGAGGAAUUAUUAGUUGUUAAGAUGAUCAGUCAGUAUAAUAUUUGUAUGAAUGGAUGUAUUCAAUGGACCAUAUAUUUUGUGUGUUGUAUCGAAGCAGAAUAUAUCUGAAAUGCUUCAAAA